Molecule: messenger RNA, 1830 nt
Organism: Danio aesculapii
Lineage: Eukaryota; Metazoa; Chordata; Actinopteri; Cypriniformes; Danionidae
Gene: acat1
Product: acetyl-CoA acetyltransferase 1
Exons: 12
Coding region: 93-1355 (420 amino acids)
Biological process (GO): fatty acid beta-oxidation
Molecular function (GO): acetyl-CoA C-acetyltransferase activity
Source: RefSeq, a predicted model, not a curated record
UUGGCUGCUCACUCCUCCAAGCGUUUACUUCGGAUGGUUCAAGGUGAAAUUAGGGAACUGCGCUUCAUUAAGUACAGUAUUUCAUCGCGAAAAUGACAUCUCGCGCACUUUACAGUACACGCUCACAACUGUGCAGACAUCUGGCACAUAAAUAUCUGGGCAGGUCCUACAGCACACGACCAUCUCUAAAUGAAGUCGUCAUCGUCAGUGCUGUCAGAACUCCUAUUGGGUCAUUCAAAGGAAGCCUCUCCACAUUACCAGCCACCAAACUGGGCUCCAUUGCUAUUAAAGGGGCUAUUGAGAAAGCAGGAAUCCCUGUUGAGGAGGUGAAGGAGGUUUACAUGGGCAAUGUGUUGCAAGCAGGAGAAGGACAAGCACCAACCAGACAAGCUCUUCUGGGUGCAGGUCUUCCUCUGUCCACGCCGGCAACCACCAUUAAUAAAGUCUGUGCCUCUGGGAUGAAGUCCAUCAUGCUGGCCUCUCAGAGUCUCAUGUGUGGCCAUCAGGAUGUGAUGGUUGCUGGUGGGAUGGAGAGCAUGUCUCAGGUUCCUUACAUCAUGGCCAGAGAAGCACCUCCUUAUGGCGGAGUGAAGAUGGAGGAUCUGAUUGUUAAGGACGGCUUGACGGACGUCUACAACAAAUUCCACAUGGGCAACUGUGCUGAGAACACGGCUAAGAACAGCAGCAUCUCCAGGGAGGAGCAGGACGCUUUUGCUAUCAAAUCCUACAGCCUCAGCAAAGCAGCGUGGGAGUCCGGCAUCCUGGCCAAAGAGGUGGUUCCUGUAAGCAUCCCGCAGAGAGGAAAACCAGAUGUUGUUGUGAAGGAAGAUGAAGAGUAUAGGAAGGUCGACUUCAGCAAAGUCCCCAAACUGAAGGCUGUCUUCCUAAAAGAAAACGGCACUGUGACGGCAGCUAAUGCUAGUACACUAAACGAUGGCGCAGCAGCUCUUGUGCUCAUGACGGCAGAUGCAGCGCAGAGACUCAACGUCACACCACUUGCAAAGAUCGUUGCUUUUGCUGAUGCUGCCGUCGCCCCCAUCGACUUCCCAAUCGCUCCAGCCUUCGCCGUGCCCAAGGUCCUGAAGGCGGCCGGCAUUAAGAAGGAAGACAUCGCCAUGUGGGAGAUCAAUGAAGCCUUCAGUGUCGUGGUUCUGGCCAACAUCAAGAUGCUGGACAUCGACCCGGACAGAGUCAAUAUCAACGGAGGAGCCGUUUCCCUCGGACAUCCAAUUGGAAUGUCAGGGGCGAGAAUCGUAGGACACAUGGUGCACAAUCUGAAAUCGGGACAGUUCGGCUUGGCAGGAAUCUGCAAUGGAGGGGGCGGGGCUUCCUCCAUUCUGAUCCAGAAAUUUUAGAUUGCUCUUGAAGGUAUAGUUCACGCAAAAAAUUAUGAUUUUCUCACUAUCCACUCACCCUCAGGUGGUUUCAAACCUUUGUUAUACACAAAAGGAGAUGUUUUGAAGAAUGCUGAAAACCUGUAAUCAUUGACUUCCAUAGUAGGAGUAGGGCUGGGUAUUGAGUUCAAUACUUUUUAAGACUUUGGGAUGGAUAUUCAUCAUGCCGACACGGUCCAAAAGUGAGCGCUCUCUCUUUCUUUCUGUCUACAAAAAAGGUCGUUCAUGUUUUUCACUUAGAAAAAAAAUAGGCAAACGCAUUCAUUUUAAUAAUGUAUGUUCAAUAUCUCAGAAGGUAGUAUUUAUUGUGCGAACUUGUUGUAUCUACACUGCUCAUUGUAAAUGAGUACAAAUGAGUAUUUAAUGUUGUUGUCAAAGUAAUGAUUUGAUUACAGGGAUAUAUCGGUUACUGCAAUAAAAGAGACUGUUGAUUGUU